Messenger RNA from Bipolaris oryzae ATCC 44560, 528 nucleotides. RefSeq lists its product as uncharacterized. The coding region runs from base 1 to 528 and encodes 175 amino acids. The record is from RefSeq and is a predicted model, not a curated record. Gene Ontology annotation, molecular function: phosphatase activity. NCBI's taxonomy places the organism in Eukaryota, Fungi, Ascomycota, Dothideomycetes, Pleosporales, Pleosporaceae. The transcript has 2 exons.
AUGGACGAACUCCUCAUCGACUCUGAAGAUAUUAUCACUCUUUGCACAAACCGACUUCUUAAUAAUUACAACAGACCUGCUAACACACUUCUUUCUGAUAUUAGCCAUGCGCAAAGUUCCUCGGGAGGCAAGAUCAAAUUAGCUUUAGCAUCUAGCAGUAAGAGCCAUAGCUAUAGAUUGAAAACUUCGAGCCUGGAGACGAAGCAGUUGUUAGAUUUCUUCCAGCCAGAACAUCAGAUUCUGGGCGGCAAUGCACGACUAUAUAUAGGUCGAGGGAAGACCGCACCUAACGUAUGUCUAAUGGCGUUAGAAUCAUUGAAUUCAGCGCAUGAUGCAGAGGAUACGAUUAAGCCUGACGAGUGCUUAGUAUUUGAAGACAGUGUAACAGGAGUAGAAGCUGGGAAAGUGGGGAUGGAUGUGCUCGGAGAUGAUUGCCAAUUAUGGGAAAUUGAUGAUGGUUGGACUGAAAGAAUGUCUGGGCUUGGCUCCCCAUAUCACACACGCCAUGUUGUCCAAUUUUCUAUGUAA